Humulus lupulus (European hop) is the source of this 2139-nucleotide messenger RNA. RefSeq names its product protein DETOXIFICATION 16-like. Gene Ontology annotation, cellular component: membrane. Gene Ontology annotation, molecular function: antiporter activity; xenobiotic transmembrane transporter activity. The transcript is spliced from 8 exons. The record is from RefSeq and is a predicted model, not a curated record. Gene Ontology annotation, biological process: xenobiotic detoxification by transmembrane export across the plasma membrane. The coding region runs from base 134 to 1606 and encodes 490 amino acids. Lineage: Eukaryota; Viridiplantae; Streptophyta; Magnoliopsida; Rosales; Cannabaceae.
ACAAAUUGUAGGUCGUAAAAAGACAGUUCGGUUGGAACCUAUAUAUCAUGGGGAUCAAAUCUGUUUUUUUUUUGUUGCUCUGAAAUUUAAUUUGAUAGUUUCAGGCUAUUAGCUCUUUGAUCCAAAGAAAACCAUGGAUAUGGAAGAGCACAACCGCCUUUUACCAAAACCUGUUCCAUUAAUCACUGAAGUGAAUGCAACCCAUUUGAGAAAAGACCAGAACAAGGAUGAUAUUGUUGCUGAAGUGAAGCAGCAGCUUCAACUAGCAGGUCCCUUGAUAUGUGUUAAUCUCUUAACAUAUUGUUUGCAGGUGAUUUCAGUCAUGUUUGUGGGUCAUCUUGGGGAAUUAGCACUAGCUGGAGCUUCCAUGGCCACUUCUUUUGCUUCAGUAACUGGUUUCAGCUUGUUGAUUGGAAUGGCAAGCGCCUUGGAAACUUUCUGUGGCCAGUCCUAUGGAGCAAAACAAUACCACAUGCUUGGUAUUCACAUGCAGAGAGGAAUGAUUGUUCUUCUAGUUGUUAGUAUUCCUUUGGCUAUUAUAUGGUUCAAUGCAGGCCAAAUCCUUUUGUUCUUGGGUCAAGAUCCAGAGAUAUCUGCCGAGGCUGGUCGAUAUGCUCGGUUCAUGAUACCAAGCAUUUUCGCUUAUGCUGUUACUCAAUGCCACACCAAGUUCUUGCAAACACAGAACAAUGUGGUGCCAAUGAUGAUUACUGCUGGAAUUACAACAUUACUACACUUCUUCAUCUGUUGGUUUCUGGUGUUUAAGUCAGGUCUUGGAAAUAGAGGUGCAGCCAUGGCAAAUGCAAUCUCUUAUUGGAUUAACGCCUUGUCAUUAGUACUAUAUGUCAGAAUCUCUCCUACAUGUAAAAGCACAUGGACUGGUUUCUCUAUGGAGGCUUUUCGUGGAAUCCCCAAGUUUCUAAAACUUUCCAUUCCUUCAGCUGCAAUGUUAACGUUGGAAAUCUGGUCUUUUGAAAUGAUGGUCCUUGUAUCUGGCUUUCUUCCUAAUCCAAAACUUGAAACAUCAGUCUUGUCAAUCAGCCUUAACACAUGUUCAUUGGUGUAUAUGAUACCUCUUGGACUCAGUGGGGUGAUUAGCACAAGAGUUUCAAAUGAAUUGGGAGCUGGUAGGCCACAAAUAGCUCGUUUAGCAUUAUGUGUCGCGCUGUCCAUGGUUGUCACAGAAGGCACCUUCGUGGCUGCUGUCAUGAUAUUAGGCCACGGAAUUUGGGGCUAUUGUUACAGCACAGAAGAAAAAGUUGUGAAAUAUGUAGGACAAAUGUUGAUUUUGAUCGCAAUUUCCCACUUCUUUGAUGGAAUUCAAUCUGUGCUCUCAGGCAGUGUUAGAGGCUCUGGGAGGCAAAAGAUUGGUGCUUUUGCUAAUUUGGCAGCUUAUUAUCUUGUGGGCAUACCUGUGGCCAUAGUUCUAGCCUUUGUUUUCCACCUUGGUGGGAAGGGGCUUUGGAUGGGAAUCAUAGUGGCCUUAAUCGUGCAAGCACUGUGUCUUGCUAUUCUAACAAUAUGCACUGACUGGGAAAAAGAGGUGAAUAAUGCUUCAAAUAGAGUACAUAGCACAAAAGCUGCUAUUAGUGAUGAAUUAUCAUGAUGCUAAUUUGAUUCUAGGUAGUCUAAUCAUCAUCUCCUUCUAUUCUUCUGUGGAGGGUCAAAGUCAAACAGUGGCAGCAAUCAACAGAAAAUAAAAUAAAAUUGCAGAAGUGGUUCUUAUUAUACCAAUAGAGGUUUUCCUUACAGUAUAGUUGUCAAGUGAAUUCAUGGUUGAACAUCUAAAAUACAAGUUUUGACUUUACUAGAAUAUGCAGGACACUGUUUUUUCGUCUCUUAGAAUAUUGGCUCAAUGGAAAUAGAGUACCAAGACAUCUAAGGAAUCAGAGGACUAAUUCAGCAUGCUAUGUCUCCAUCGUCGUCGUAGUGGUGGCAAAGGCGGUGGUGGAGCCUGUUUCAGAUCAAUAGGGUGGUUGUUUGUGCUGCUGCUGCUUCUGCUUCUGCUACCAGAAAAUCUGAUUGUUAUGAGAUGGAUUUCAAAUAUCACAAUUGUAGGAAAUAAUGUGGUUUUAUGCCAGAUUUUGUUAUGGUUUUCGAAACUAAAAAAGUGUUAUUGUUUGGUUAAUUUCACUGGUU